AUGGAUGUAUACGAAACUUGGGAAGAUCAAGAAAUCCAAUUUGAUUUGAGUGUUAAGUAUGUUAAAUCCAUUUUACGAUUUACGUGUUUCUUUUUAUAUGUAAUUAAAGUACGUACCCACUUUGAUAUAUAAAUUUGACACGUAUUAUAAUAUUUAUUAGUCUACGAAAAUUAAUACGAUUAAGUAUUUUAUAAUUGAACUAUAUACGUAGUAGCCAAUAGGUACCUACCUACUUUAAAUUGAAUUAUUUUGCUAUUUAAUAAUAAUAAAAUACCUAUAUUUUAUUAUUUUUAAUAGGACCGAUCAAAGGUAAAUCGAAAUACCUAUGAGAUAACUUACUCCUUAUAAGUCAAUACCACCUAAUUCCUUCAGUGGUGUAAUCCGAGGUUUUAACAGGGGAUUUAAACAUAGUUUGUAGUUUUUAUUAAGCGGUGGGGGGUACCUUAAAAAAAUUACUUCAUUAGGGUAAAACUAUGAAAAAUUAACUUUCUUUUAGUAAAUAGAGGACUAAACCCCCUCGAAAUUAUCUUUUAGUUACCUAUCUACUCUAAUACAUUCUUUAUUUUCUAGUUACUUCACUUGCCCAUUUGACAUUUAAGCAUUCUCAUCUAUAUUUAUCUAUUGCUUUACCCAUUGGUAGUUCUGUCUACAGUCAAACAUUCAUACAUGUCAUACAUGUGGGGGGUCUUAUCUGUAGAUAAUAAAUUAUCUAUUAUCUUUCUUUAAUACCUAUAGUCUUACCACAGUUUUGUGAAAUUUAUCUUUCAGCCUAACUGUAAUUUUCUUAGCACACUUGAAAUCUUUCUCCACUUCAUUAUACUAAUUUUAAGUCUUAAUCUUAUGAUUUUUAGGUUCACACUCCCCUCAAAUCCUGACAUUGUGUGAAAUUAAAAUUGUAGUCAUCUAUUCACAGAGGCCACACUCUAUCAUAGCCUGCUUCUCCUGGAACCGGCCAUCAUUUAAUUUGUUUAGGUGCCUACCUAAACAAACCUACAGGUCGUUACAUUUAAAGAAUUAGCCCCCAGAAUUAGAGAUCUAGUUAUGCGUAUUUAUCUACCAUUGGUAGAUUUCUAAUCUUAAACAAAUAUCUAUUGUAUAUUAAGAAUAAAAUAACCUAGGACCAUUAAAAUAUGUUAAUAUCUUUUCAAAAUGUUUGUCUUUGCAUUGUUCAUAAUACCUAGGAACCCACUUUUAUUAGGUAGGUAGGUAGGUAUUAAUAUGCUGAUCGCAUAAGUAGUUUUUAAUAAAAUUAAUGUUGUCUUAAGCAAAGCUUUGAAAAUGAGAAAUGGAGAAAAAAUAAUAGAUAGACUAGAAUUCAUUGAAGACACAAAAGGAAAUAGUGGCGAUAAAGGAGUAUUAGUUAUAACAAAUUUAAGAGCAAUUUGGCAUUCUAUGACUUUUGCAAGAGUAAGCUUAUGUAAGACCAUUAAUACAUUAUUAAUAAUAUUGUCUUUAUAAUAUAUACUAUACUGUAUAUGUGUGUACCUAUAGCAAUUGGAUAUAAUUGUAUACAAGAUAUUUCAACAAGAAUUGUAAAUUCUGUAAGUUCUGAAAUAGAAGAAAUUGAAUUAUUUACCUAUAAGUUAAAUAUUUCAGAGAUUAAAAGGAAUAACAGAAGCAAUUUACAUUCAAGCUAAAUAUAAUGCAUUAAGAUAUGAGUUUGUUUUUACAAAUUUGAUUCCUGGCAAUACAAGACAUUUUACAUCAUUCAUUGGUGUUUUUAAGUACCUAUAAAAAUAAAAUCUAAAAAUGUUUAUAAUUUUAUAACUCUCAAUAACUGUAUAUUUCAGAGCCUAUAAUUCGAGUAGACUUUACAGGGAACUGAAACUUCGGGGAGCCAUAUUAAAAAAUGGACAUUUAAGACUAUUGAUGUUUGAGAAAAUGUAUUCUACUGUUAAUGGUGUGUGGAAUUUAUCAAGUGAACAGGUGAAAUUAAUUAUUAUUACAUUGUAAAUAAAAUCAAAAAAAGGUUAGGUUAGGUUCUUAAUAUUCAUUUGUAUACAAUUUGUAAUUUAUUAUUUAUUAGGGAAAUUUAGGUGCAUUUAUAGUAACAAAUAUUCGACUAGUGUGGUUUGCAGAAAGCAAUGAGACAUUUAAUAUAUCACUUCCAUACAUCCAUAUAAACUCUGUAUGUAACAUUUAAUGUUUCAAGUAAUUUAAUUUAGAUUAAUUUAAAUAUUCAUUAAUUAGAUUAAAAUCAGGGAAUCCAAAUUUGGUGAAGUGCUGGUAAUAGAAACUAAUGGAUAUAGUGGAGGUUUUACACUUGGAUUUCGAAUUGAUCCUAAAGAUAGAUUACGAACAAUCACUAAAGAAUUAUCAUCAUUGUUUCGUAUUCACGCUCAAUUACCAGAAUUUGGAGUACAUUUUGUAAAUGUUGAUGAGGUUAAUUUGCCACAUAAAUAUAUAAUCAUUUUGAUAAAUUGGAAUUAUACUUUAAUUACCAUAAUUUAGGUGGAUAACAAUGAACCCAUUCAAAUACAACCUACAAUUUCAAAUGAUUAUGAUGAAUUUGAAGAUGAAAAUACUAUAGGUGUAUCGAAUACUUUAGCGGCAUACAGUGUAAGUAAAACUGGUAAAGAAGAUGGAUUACCACACUAUGAUUCAUCAUUAGGAUUAGCUGUUGAAACAUUGCCAGAAGGUUAUACAAUAGCAUCACUAUGGGAAGUUAUACCAAAUACUAAAAGAGAACAAUAA
Messenger RNA from Cinara cedri, 2694 nucleotides. Lineage: Eukaryota; Metazoa; Arthropoda; Insecta; Hemiptera; Aphididae. The record is from the annotation of a GenBank genome assembly.